Molecule: messenger RNA, 2269 nt
Organism: Cheilinus undulatus (humphead wrasse)
Lineage: Eukaryota; Metazoa; Chordata; Actinopteri; Labriformes; Labridae
Gene: tpd52
Product: tumor protein D52
Exons: 6
Coding region: 91-765 (224 amino acids)
Biological process (GO): B cell differentiation
Cellular component (GO): cytoplasm
Source: RefSeq, a predicted model, not a curated record
CACUCAGCUGGCUCUGCUUAGGUAGCCGCGGUGGUGGUGAUAGGGAGGUGGAAGUCACUCCAAGCAAACAUCACACUACAAGCAGUAAACAUGGAGCCCCUGGAGGAAUACCACUCUCCAUUUGACUUUGAACAGGGAGUCAACACCAGGUACCUCUACCUCUCUCCAGCCUUCAGCGACACGCCACCCAGCUCGCCAGCACUCAAAGACAGAGGCUCCCAGCAGCACCCGGACUCAAUCCCUGAGGUGGGAGAGGAUGCAGUAACGUCUGUCACUCCCUCUCCUCCUGUACCCGCCAUGACAGAGGAAGAGCGGCAGGAGCUACAAGAGGAGCUGGUCAAGGUUGAGGAUGAGAUCCAGACUCUCUCCCAGGUACUUGCAGCUAAAGAGAAGCAGCUGGCAGACAUAAAGAGGAAGUUGGGCAUAACACCUCUCAAUGAGCUCAAACAGAACAUCUCUAAAACCUGGCAGGAGGUCACCGGCUCUAAUGCCUAUAGAAGGACUUCUGAAACCCUUUCUCAGGCUAGUCUGAAGGCCACAGCUGCAUUUUCUAAUGUGGGCACCGCCAUCAGCAAGAAGCUGGAGGAUGUUAGAAAUGCACCAACUUUCAAGUCCUUUGAGGAGAAAGUUGAGACUUUAAAGACCAAGAUGAGCCCAUCAGCGUCUACAAGCUCCACCACUAACCCCAGCGAGCAGAACAGCGACACCCCAGCUGCUGAGUCUUUGCCUGAAAACUCACCCACCCCUGAGCCACCGAUGAACUGAGACAUCCCUAUCUCUCCUCCUGACCUCUCUCCACUUGACCCUUUAACCCCUUCAGACCACCAACACCCCCUCCUCUAAACCUUUGUGUGCCAGUGUCUCUUUAUUGGAGACAAAUGACUUACUCUAGCCUUCUUUGUGAUCUAAUUGUCUGCUCGUUUUUUCCUGGCACGUGCUCGCGCUUGUAAACAGGCGAGAAAACUGAAAGCAUGGGCUGCUGGGGGGACAGUGGUCUUGUGGGAGAACUCCUCUUUGCUGUAUGGCUUUUUUCUCUCCUCCUGCACUCCUCAUUCCUCUUUGUCUAACCAGCAGAUGCCAAACAUGCUCCUUGUUUACUUUGUCUUUGUUAAAUUAACUCUUUUCCACUUUUUUUGUGUUUGUUUGAGAUUAGAAGAUUGCACAAAUAUAUAAAGAUUUACAUUUAGAGACUUGAUUAGAGAAGGAUUUACUCUUUUUAUGAGAGCCAGGCAGUUCUGCUUCUGCAUGGCCCUCAAAUAUGUGUUGUUCUUGUUAGAAGCACUUGUUUUGUCUUCUUCUGUUAUGGGGUCAUUCUUCAUUUACUAUGAGUUAACAUUUUGGUGUAAGGUUCAUCUCUGUCUCUUCUGGGACAAACCGUAGACAAGAAAUAGUCUAACACUGUGUUUAGAAAAUGAAUGUAUGCCUUUUGUAUCAUAAACAAACAGGUACAAAACUUUAACUCGCAGUCUUCAGCUUCUGAUGUAAAGUCACAGAUUUCAAAGGUUGUAUUUCAAACCCCACCGUACAAUAAAAGUUAUUCUCCAUUGUUAAAAGGGUGUCACAAAAUGAUCCCCACAUUGAAAGAGCUCCAGGAAAACAGCCAAGAUCAGCAGCACUGAGGCAGAGCAAACAUACAGUCAAGGUUCAGCCCUGACCCGAGCUGAGAGUGAAAUAAAUGUCUCUUCCACAGCCAGAGUCAAUAUUUAAACACUCACCUAUUGUUUCUAUGUGGGAGGCAACACCUAACCCUACCGCCUCGUUUCAUACUGCACUACAGAGAAAAGUGAGGCGAAGGACUCCACUGAGGGUUUUUAUUCCACUGAUACCGAACAACAUCAUAAAAUAGAUGUUUAGCCUAACAUCUGACUAAUCUGCCACUUCGACAUUCAUUUUUCACCCAUGCUAGCAGCUUCAAUUCUUUGUGCAAGACUGAUAUAUCUCUAACAAAAUGAUUGAUUAAAAAUUCGGCGACAUUCCUGGCCCCCACAGCACGAACCUGUGGACUCUGACUUUCCUUUAGUGCCACCAUGAGGCUGAAACAUGUUAUAUUGAGUGAAAUAUCAACUGUUUGAUGAAUAGCUGUUACAAAUAACAUUGACGUUCCUUAAUACCUUCAGAUCUGCUUUUAGGUUUUGGUGCUUAUCAACCAAUGUUUUGUUCAGAUAGCAUAUAUAGAGAACAUUACACAUGCUUUUCAUCUGUACUGUGGCAUUGCCUUAGCAAGCAUGCUAACAUGCAAACCAAAAAUAAAGUACAGCCUGUAAAACUG